AUGGUAAUGAAGAUCGCUGCUCCGGAAAUGCAAGAACCGUCUGCAAAAUUCAGCUUAAAUUGCCUUCAAGACUUCCCUGCUUGCAAGAAGGCUAAAGCUACUGCUGUCGCGACACCUCUCAAGCCUGUUAUCCCUGCUGCUGCCAUGGGGAAAGAAGUGAUGAAGCUGAAGACUCGUGUAAUCAAGAAGAAUCUAAACCCAGAGUGGAACGAAGAGUUAACACUCUCUGUAGAGGAUCCUAAUCUUCUUGUCAAGUUGUACGUGUAUGACAAGGACCUAUUCAGCUUCGAUGAUCCCAUGGGCAAUGCAGAGUUUGAAAUACGAACAAUUUUCGAAGUUGCGAAGAAGAACUUAGAAGGCUUUGUUGAUGGCACCGUCAUAACAAAAGUGGUGCCAAAUAGGCAAAACUGUCUGGCUGAAGAGAGUGUUAUCCGCGUGGAGAAUGGGAAAGUUUAUCAGGACAUGUUUUUGAGGCUCAAAAAUGUGGAGUCCGGUGAAAUUGAGCUGCAGCUGCAAUGGAUAUACAUUCCUAAUGCAAAGGGCUUUCAGGAUUCAUAAGCUUAAGGAGGAAUAAAAUGAAAACUGUAAUAUUUAAUGUAGAUAUGGGAUAAGUUGACUCCAGUGCACAGUUUUAGUUAUUAUAGCUAUAGUUUUCAUCAAGCCAAAAUAAAAGAAAAGAGGAGUUUUUGGGUGGUAUUUUUAUGUAUGUUUGCUAUUGGACUGGGAUUGUCUUGAGUUGUGUUUUUAUUUGAUGAUUUUAUAAAAAAUUAA
This is a messenger RNA of Phalaenopsis equestris, 771 nucleotides long. Its product is annotated as GTPase activating protein 1-like. The coding region runs from base 1 to 558 and encodes 185 amino acids. The transcript has 3 exons. The record is from RefSeq and is a predicted model, not a curated record. NCBI's taxonomy places the organism in Eukaryota, Viridiplantae, Streptophyta, Magnoliopsida, Asparagales, Orchidaceae.